UGGGCUUCAAAUAUAUUUUGAUGCAUACUAAUAUCGUGUAUUUUAAAAAAAUAUCAUUAUUUAUAGUUGUUUCCACAUUGUUUGUUGAAAACGCCAAACUCGGAGUACAAACAAAGAACUAAGAUGAAAUUUAACCCUUUGGAUAUUGUAAUUUUGUCUAAAUUCUCAUAAUUCAAGCGUAUUUAAACAACACAAAGGGGGAAAAGUUUCAGCUUUCAAAAAAGAAAAAGAAGUAUAUUUGGUGUCAUGUCAGAUGAUUUUAUAAUUGAUCAACAUGAAAUUGAAUUUACACAGAAAACACAUAAAACUAUACAAAAUGAUCUACAAUUGAAAUGGUAUUAUUUAUCACCUGCAGAGAUUUGGGCUUUAGUAUUAACUUUUCUCUACUAUAUAUUAAUGAUAUGCUUCGGAGUUAUUUGCUGGUUGAAUGCUCGACGUCGAUAUAAAAAUAGACAUAAAAGUACAAAUGUUAUAUCAUGGUCACGAUUUCAUAUCAGUCCAAAUCAAUUGCAUAUUAAGUAUACAAAUGAUGAUGGUGAUUCUAUGGGAAGUUAGUCAAUUAAAUUGACAAAUAAUAUAAUCAUAAUCAUAGUAGUAAAAAUGAUUGUAAUAAAUUGCAUGCAUAGUAUUGUUUUCGGUUUGAAACUAUAGGUAGUUCACUCUAUCUAAUGCUUGAGAUGUAUGGUUUUGAAACAACACAAUUUUUCAACGUUAUUCAUUUUGAAAAACUAUUUUGUACAAAUUUUUAGUAUUCGUUUUACUGACCUUUGUUUCACAAUGACAAUAUUAAAGAUAUCAG
This is a messenger RNA of Heterobilharzia americana, 799 nucleotides long. Lineage: Eukaryota; Metazoa; Platyhelminthes; Trematoda; Strigeidida; Schistosomatidae. The record is from the annotation of a GenBank genome assembly.